UUAGUCGUGAGUGGGUGAACUUAUUGUCAGUGUUAACAUGGGGAGUAUUCAUGGUUUGUUUCUGGAAAAUUGGAGAUCCUUUCCCUAUACUUAGUACUCAGCAUGGAAUACUCUCCAUAGAACAAAGUAUUAGUCGUAUUGGGGUUAUUGGUGUGACUGUGAUGGCAGCUUUAUCAGGAUUUGGUGCUGUUAACUACCCAUAUACCUCAAUGAAUAUCUUCAUGCGUCCUGUCACAAAACAUGACAUUCAAGCACAGGAACGACGAUUACUUCAAACUAUUGAUGUCAUUGUAAAUAAAAAGAAAAGAAUUGCUUUAGCAGAGAAGGAGAGAAUCACUUCUAAGGUUGGAGAUGAAAGUGGCUCACGUUCCAGAAUUUGGGGUUUACUCCGGAGCGUGACAGCCAGCAGUCCUCAGGGAGAGAGUCUGUCAACCUUGAAACAAGAAGUAGCAGCUUUAGAGGAACUCUCCAGACAGCUAUUUUUGGAAUCUGUGGAACUGCAGAAUCAGAGGGAGAGACUUGAAUGGGCGAGUACAUUCCAAGGACGAUUUUUCAACUUUAUGGGCUAUUUUUUUUCCCUGUACUGCUCUUGGAAAAUAUUUAUAUCUCUGGUGAACAUUGUAUUUGACCGAGUGGGUAGAAAGGACCCUGUUACUAAAGGCAUGGAGAUUGCUGUUCACUGGUUGGGCUUUGAUAUUGAUGUGCAGUUCUGGUCCCAACAUAUUUCUUUCUUCCUUGUGGGCUGCAUUAUUCUCACAUCAAUAAGAGGAUUCAUCCUUACACUUACCAGGUUCUUCUAUGCAGUGUCUAGCAGCAAAUCUUCAAACAUCAUUGUACUUGUUCUGGCACAGCUGAUGGGAAUGUAUUUUGUAUCCAUGGUGAUGCUCAUGAGAAUGAACAUGCCACUUGAAUAUCGGACAAUCAUCACACAGGUGAGGCAGUAUUUUGUGAAAUAUAAUUUUUUAAAUUAA
Cherax quadricarinatus is the source of this 971-nucleotide messenger RNA. NCBI's taxonomy places the organism in Eukaryota, Metazoa, Arthropoda, Malacostraca, Decapoda, Parastacidae. The record is from RefSeq and is a predicted model, not a curated record.